AUGCGCGCAUCCAUCCUCCUGUCUACUCUGGCCAUGGCACUGGUGGCCCAGGCCACGUCCCUCACUGGACUCCGCACCCUCGUCCUCCUCGAUACCCUCGACGACGUUCUCAUCUACACCGAACUCUGGAGUGACCUCGAGGGACGCCACUUCAACCUCACCCUUAACGAUGUCAGCACGCCCGUUUCCUUGACCAAAUACGACCGUCGCCUCUAUGACCAUCUCAUUUUCCUCGCUCCCAACAUGAAGGAGUAUCCCAAGGGAAUGAACGCAAAGGAAGUGAUCGGAUUCAUGGCAGAAGGCGGCAAUGUCAUUUUGGCAGGAUCCUCCGAGUUGGCAAACCCUCUCCGCGAACUGUCUCGUGAGUUUGAUGUCGAGUUCGAUAACCGCUACACCUCCGUCUUGGACCACUUCAAUUACGACAAGGAAUUGGGCCAGGCCAAGCACGACACGAUCGUCGUCGACCCCUCGAGCCACAUGUCCAAGAUCGAUGCCAUUGUCCCUCAGGAUAAAUUGCCCGGACCUAUCUUGUUCCGUGGUAUCGGCCACUCUGUCAACCCUAAGAACUCGCUCUUGACCCCCAUCCUUUGGGCCCCUCAGGAGGCGUAUUCGUGGGAGUCAGUCAACUUGGACGAGAGUGCUGAUCAGGAUCCCUUGAUCGCCGGCAAGGACAUUAGCUUGGUCUCGGUGAUGCAGGCCCGUAACAAUGCCCGUAUUGCGUUCUUGGGUUCUACUGAUAUGCUGUCAGAUGCCUUCUUUAGUGCCUCCCCCAAGAAGCAAGGUGACAAGGAGACUGUCAGCGGAAACCGCAAGUUUAUCGAGGAAUUGACCAAGUGGACCUUCCAGGAAAAGAGCGCUCUGGAUGUCGUUGCCGUUCAGCACCACAAGGUUGGCGAGGAGGAGGCCCCCGCCCACUACCGUAUCAAGGACAACAUGACGUACACGAUCUCGUUGGCCGAGUACCAUGAGGGCGAGUGGCACCCUUUCUCUGCCGACGAUGUUCAGCUGGAGUUGAUCAUGUUAGAUCCCUACGUUCGCAAAACCCUUGAACAGCUCGAGUUGAAUGACCAGUCGACUGUCGGCACCUUCACCACCACCUUGCAGUUGCCCGACCAGUACGGAGUGUUCAAGUUCAUGGUCAACUACAAGCGCCCCGGUUUGACCUAUAUUGAAAGCGUGACGACUGUUGGUAUCCACCCCUUCCGCCACGACCAGUACCCUCGCUUCAUCUCUCAGGCCAAGCCCUAUUACACCAGCGCAGCCAGCAUGGGAGUUGGAUUGUUGGUCUUUUCUUUCGUCUAUCUCUGGGGCGGUUUGGACUCUACCGUCAAGACCACCAAGAAGGCAUAA
Linnemannia hyalina is the source of this 1350-nucleotide messenger RNA. The record is from the annotation of a GenBank genome assembly. NCBI's taxonomy places the organism in Eukaryota, Fungi, Mortierellomycota, Mortierellomycetes, Mortierellales, Mortierellaceae.